AUGCCGCUCAACUCCCUCCCACCCUGGCCCCCCUCCCUCCCAUCCUCCGCGCACCUCCAACACCUCCAGACCCUCGCCGUGACCCACGCCCUCGCCCACGGGUUCACUCACCUCCCCGCCAACCCCUCCGAUCCUCCUACACACGCUACGGCCGCUCCUCUCUCCCUCUUCCCCUCCCCGUUCCCUCGACACCUCUUCGAGCUCGCGACGGAGAUCCAGACGGUGUAUAAUGCGCUUUACGCGCGAAUCGCGCUGGACUGGGGGUUUCUCGAUAGAGUGAUGGGUGGGGUGGCGAAGGUCGAUAGUUUCCAGGGAGAAUUGUGGAGGGGGUGGAAGGCUGUCAGGGAGGAGCUCGUCCAGCCGCUACAGCUCGGGAUCUUCCGCUCGGACUAUCUCCUGCACUCGCUUUCGUCCUUAGCGCCCCUGGAGCUCAAGCAGGUCGAGUUCAAUACGAUCUCGUCGUCUUUCGGGGCAUUGAGUCAGAAGGCGAGCGAGACUCAUCGAUACCUAGCCAAAGAGACAGACAUGUUUUUCGACUCCUCCCCCUACCUGUCCACAUUCGACAAUUAUCCCCUCAAUGAUGCGCUCACCUCGAUCGCGCAAGGUCUCGCGGAAGGAUGGGCGGCGUACGGGCGCAAAGAUGCAGUGGUGCUCUUUGUGGUGCAGGAUGGGGAGAGGAAUGUGUUUGAUCAAUGGGCGUUGCAGUAUGAGCUUAUGGAGCGACACGGCAUCAAGACCGUCCGGCACACCUUCUCCGAGCUGGACAACCUCGUUCAAUUCGACCGAAACUCGAAGCGAAUCUACCUCCCCGACCCCCUCGCGGACCUCGUCCAGCCCCGGGAAGUCGCCGUCAUCUACUACCGCUCCGCUUACACCCCUACCGACUACCCUGGCCCUGGCGAAUGGUCCACCCGCCUCCUUCUCGAGCGGUCCCGCGCCAUCAAGUGCCCCUCCAUGGCGCUCCAACUCGCCGGCGCCAAAAAGGUCCAGCAGGUCCUCACCGAGCCGGGAGUCCUCGAGGAUUUCCUGCUCUCCCCGGACCGGCCGGACGUCGGGUUCGGGAAGGGCGCCGGGGCGUUUACGCAAGAGGACGUCGAUAAUAUCCGAAAGACGUGGAUUGGGCUUUGGCCCAUGGACAACUCGGAGGCGGGGCAGGAGGGGUAUCGGCUCGCUAUGACGCAGAGCAGCCGGUUUGUGCUCAAGCCGCAAAGGGAGGGAGGGGGGAACAAUAUCUAUCGGUCGGAUAUCCCGCAAGAGCUGAAGCGGCUGGAACAGCAGCAGCACCAGCAGCAGCAGUAUGGAGCGAGGGAUGUGAUGCCCCGAGAGGCGUAUAUUCUGAUGGAGCUCAUCACGCCGCCGGAUGGGGUGGGGAAUUGGUUAGUCCGGGGAGGGGACAACAAGGCGAGAAAGGCGGAUGUAGUCUCGGAGUUGGGAGUGUUUGGGGUGGCGCUGUUUGGGCCGGAAGGGGUCGUCAAUAGGGAGGCGGGGUUCUUGAUGAGGACUAAGGGGAGGGAGAGCGAUGAAGGGGGUGUGGCGAUCGGUAUCAGCUCGAUUGACAGCCCGGUCCUCGUCGAUGUGGUGUAA
Molecule: messenger RNA, 1584 nt
Organism: Dioszegia hungarica
Lineage: Eukaryota; Fungi; Basidiomycota; Tremellomycetes; Tremellales; Bulleribasidiaceae
Product: glutathione synthase
Exons: 6
Coding region: 1-1584 (527 amino acids)
Biological process (GO): glutathione biosynthetic process
Cellular component (GO): cytosol
Molecular function (GO): ATP binding; glutathione synthase activity; glutathione binding
Source: RefSeq, a predicted model, not a curated record